Cavenderia fasciculata is the source of this 1464-nucleotide messenger RNA. RefSeq lists its product as uncharacterized. The transcript has 2 exons. Gene Ontology annotation, molecular function: ubiquitin binding. The record is from RefSeq and is a predicted model, not a curated record. The coding region runs from base 1 to 1464 and encodes 487 amino acids. Lineage: Eukaryota; Evosea; Eumycetozoa; Acytosteliales; Cavenderiaceae.
AUGGCAGUUAAUUUAUCAGUAAAAGAACAAGAACAAUUCAUCAUGUCGCUUGCCGAUAUGUUUCAAGACAUUGAUGUGUCGACUGUAAAGGAUGUGUUGACUAGAAACAAGUUUAACAUCUCUGAUGCUACCGAUGACUUGCUCAACAUCUCGGACGCACAAACCAAGUCGCGUGAAGAGGAAAAGAAGAAAAAGGCACAGGAAGAAGAGGAACUGAAACUCAUUCAAAAGCAAAUCCAUCAACAACAGCAACAACAUCAAUCUGGAAUCGAUUCUCAUCCAUCAUCAGUUCCUCCUCCAUUUGUUACAAGUAAUCACCACAACAAUAACAAUAACAAUAGUAAUAUAGGGUAUCCUGAUAUAUUCCGUCCACAACCUCAAGUACCAACUGCACCACCUGCUGCUUCUGCUCCAUCGGUAUUUGAUGAUCCGGUCGCCAAACAUUAUUCAACUUAUAAUAAUAAUAAUAGUCAUAGUACACCUACUCCAACUGUUCCCGUUCCUAAACCAGCUCCAACUCAAUUUGAUAAUUAUUAUCAGAGAAUAUCACAACUUCAACAACAACAACAACAACAUCAACAUCAACAACAACAACAACAACCACAAUCGCCAUACUCCAACUUUUCGGCUCCACACCAACAAUAUCAGUCGUCACCAUACUCUGAUCCAUUUACAGUGAUUCCAAACCAAUCUUCUUCACCACCACAACAACAACAACAACAACCAUCACCAUACCAUAGACCACAAAUCUCUACAUUAUCACCAACUGUAUCUAAAUCACCAGCUGGUUAUAUUCAUAACUUCCCUCCUUUGACUCCCAUUUCAUCAACUCAACAACAAAGUACAUCUGUCAUUUAUCCAAAUGUACCAACUCAAUCACCAUUGAAUGAAGAUGAAUUUACUUCACUUUCAUCAACUUCUUCGAGUUCUGGAUUUGGAAAUAGACCUGUUGACGCUGCUUUCUAUACUCCACUCGAGAAAGCAAACAAGAGUAAUCCACCAUCAUUGUCAAACUCUGCAUCAGGCAUUGUUAACAAUCAACAACAACAACAACAAUCUCAAUCUCAUUUGGUUGAAGAGAAUGCUCAACAAGCUUCAGAAAUUGAAUCAUUAAAGAAAGAAUUGGAAUCAUUUAAAGCAUCACAAGAAUCAUUAUUGGAAGAGGUUGCAGAAAUGAGAAAAGAAUUACUUUCAACUUUUAAUGCCAAGGAAGAAGCUCAAGUAUCUUUGGAAAAAAGUGAGGCCAAAUACCAACAAUUGGAUGAAGAGUAUGCCGCUGCAAGAGAGGAACAUCGUACUCGUGAAUAUCAAUUUGGAAUCAGAUUGGGAAGAGAGAAAACAAAGUACUCGGAGUUACAACAAAAAUUCUUCUCAUCUAUUGAGCUUGCCACCAAGGAUUUUAGAAAUUUCAUUGAUCAACAAGAAGAUGAAGAUAGCAUGUUGGAAGAUGAAAAUAGUUUAUAA